This is a messenger RNA of Felis catus (domestic cat), 3954 nucleotides long. Its product is annotated as CXXC-type zinc finger protein 1-like. The coding region runs from base 966 to 1991 and encodes 341 amino acids. The transcript is spliced from 10 exons. The record is from RefSeq and is a predicted model, not a curated record. Gene Ontology annotation, biological process: positive regulation of DNA-templated transcription. Gene Ontology annotation, cellular component: Set1C/COMPASS complex. Lineage: Eukaryota; Metazoa; Chordata; Mammalia; Carnivora; Felidae.
UGUGUGUAGUCUGCUGCUUCUGCUCUCCCGCAGAGCAGCCCUGGACAUCCACUCAAUCUAGUGUCCGAGAACUUUUUCUUCAGUGAGCGGCCACAAGGAUCUUGAGCAAGCAGAAACCCAACACAUCCACGAGGGGGCGGAGCUAAAGUCGCUACCGGAACCGGAAGUAGCUCUGUCAACCAUUUCACGGCACUUGCCUGGAGGCUCCGGACAGUUAAGCGUCUGUUCGGUGCUGAGGUAUUUUUAAGGGUUUUGAAGAGGGACUGUAGGUUCUGUGACUGGAGAGGUGUGUGUGGGGGUCAUUAAAGUGGUUGUUGGCGUUGGUAAUGGCGGGGUCAGGUAAUGGGUUGGAGUCGGGAUAGUGACUCGUUGCAGUUUGAGUUGAAAGCAAGGGGUCACUAAUUUCCGUCUUUCUUUUCUCAUAUUUUUGUCCUAAAGUUCCACAUUUGGGUAUGUAUUGCUUUCGGUCUUAUUAAGUGAUAAGUUUUUUCCAAUUUCAGUUAUUUUUCUUUUUACCAAGAGUUACUUAAAAGUGCCUUUUCAAUUUUCAAAAGUUAAACCGUUUAUUAAUUUCAAAUGCAACUUAUUUGUGCCUUAUGUGAUACUCAUUCAUUGGAAUGUGUUCAGACUUCCUUUAAGGCUAAUUUUAGGGUCAGUUUUUUAUUAAUAUUAUAUCUCUAACUCAAUAAUAGUGUGAGUUCUCCAACUGAUAAUGGUCUUAUUCAAAAGUGUAUAUUCUUUCAGUGUGUGUGCCUGCUCUUUUAACCACUGAAAGUGAUUUGUGUGUGUGUAUGCAUAUAUAUGUGUAUAUACAAAAUGUAUGUGUGUGUGCAUAUCUAUAUCUAUAUACGCACACACACAUAAAUUUUCAAAAUUUUUGUAUAUUUAUAUAUUUUACUUGGUGUCACUGGGUUCACAUAGGAGUACUUUUCAGAAUAAAGAUCACAAAAUUAUUCUAGUCCUGGAUGAGUGACACUGAGAAGUUUCCGCUCCUGGAUCCUGAAAUGCAGGAAGCAGCAGUGAAAGUGAAGACAAAGAAGUUGAAUAAAAAGAAAGAGAAGAAGAAGAAGAAGCGAAAGCUCAUGUCAAAGCGUAAACACCAAGAGAAGGCAGAUGCCAAGGAUUUGGCCUCGCUGCAGCAGUGCCUGGGACCUGGCUGUGUGUAUCCUACCCGGCCAGGCUCCAAGUACUGCUCAGAUGAUUGUGGCAUGAAGCUCGCAGCUGACCGCAUCUAUGCGAUUCUGCCCCAGCGCAUCCAGCAGUGGCGGAAGAGCCCCUGUAUUGCUGAGGAGCAUAGCAAGAAAAUGCUUGAGCGCAUCCACCAAGAGCAGCAGGACACUCACACCCGCCUGAAGGACCUGGAGUGCCAUUUCUAUGAACUUGAGGCCAUAAUUCUGCGUGGCAAGCAGCAGCCUGUGUGCAAGGAUGAGGAGAUCAACAAAAGUAACAGGAACAAUGCAAACCUGCAGAUCUUCUGUGUCUCCUGCGGGCAGUCAGUUAACAUGCAUGUCGCCCUGCGCCACAUGGAACACUGUUUUGUCAAGUAUGAAGGCAAGUCGUCCUUCGGGUCCAUGUAUCCCACUUGCAUUGAAGGGGCCACCAGGCUCUUCUGUGAUGUUUACAACCCAAAGAGUAAGAGGUACUGUAAGCGGCUUCAGGUGCUGUGUCCUGAGCACUCGAGAGAUCCCAAGGCAUCAGAUGAUGAGGUGUGCGGUUGCCCACUAGUGCACAAUGUCUUUGAGUUCACUGGUAAUUUCUGUCGCCUACCUAAACGCGUAUGCAACCUCCACUAUUGCUGGGAGAAGCUGAGGCGUGCUGAGGUGGACCUAGAGCGUAUUCGCAUGUUGAACAAGCUGGAAGAGCUACUUGAGCAGGAGCACAAGGUGCGCACAGCUAUGACAAACCGGGCAGGGCUUCUGGCCCUGAUGCUUCACGAGACAGUCCAGCAUGACCCGCUCACCACUGACCUGCGCUCCAAAGCAGACAGCUGAGCCCUGCUUGACUGAGAUCCUGUACCCAACGCUCCGUGCAAGGGAGACACUCAAUGAAUUCUUCACACACUAGUUCCUAUAACCACUUUUUUCUUAGGUCAUCUUAGAGUUUCUCUGUGUUUCUCUGUUCGCCAUUUGGUCUCCUGUCUCUGCUUACCCCUGGAUGGGAAGGGGUCCUCAAAAUCGCUCUCUGUUGCCAUCAUUCCCCAUCCCUCUCUCUCUUUCUUCCCUGAAACUUGGCAGGGCCAAGGAUCUGCCCUGCCUUCAUCCCCCACUGUCCAGAAUUUUGUUGACAAACUUUGGAAGAACAAAGGAUAUUAAUAGCCCCUGAGGGCCCUCUAACCUGUCUCUCUGGCCACAAACCCAAUUUCAAACCUCUGAUGGCGGUGGGUGGCAGUGCAACUGUACUUAGGAGGAGGCUGCGGUGCACAUGCAGAGUGGCUGUGAAGUGACACCCACUCAGGGCUCAGUGGGCCCUCUUCUGUCAGGGGAGCUAUGACCGUAUAAAGAAGGCGCCAAUGGCUUUUGUUCCUGGCAGUCCCCCAUUCUAGGCCAUCAGACGUGUAGUUGGCACCUGAUUAGUGCACAGCCCAUUCAUCAACUUCUAUGCAAUCGUUAAUAUUCCCCAGGCCAAAGGUGUUACAAAAAUGGGAUGGGAGAUAGAUGAGUGUAGGAUAAUCCCCCCCUGAUGAUUCCACUUUGGGACACUGAGGAGGAUUCAAGGUAUCAUGGCAGUCAUGCCCCUGCCCAUGUUGUUCCACACCUUAUCAUCAUAUGAGGUCCCAGCUCUUUUUGUCAGCCUUGGCCCCUGCCAGUCCAGUCCUGGUCUGUCUCCCCCAGCACUUCCUAUCACAUCCUCUCCUGCUCCCUCCACCACACUGCUCUGGGUCUGUCCUUUCCAGCCUGCCCUGUACAUUGAAGCCCCUUGUGGUCAUGACCAUUUCACACCUGUAGAGUUGCCAGAGGAAGACUGAGACCUCUGCCAUAUCUGCCUUUGUCAGCCCCAGCCAGGUCUCCUGUGGAGGUGUGUCCGAUAAUGCUGCCUGUGGGUACUGGUAUGUUUGAAAUGAGAGACUUGAACACUUUUCUUAACUUUUCUCUACUCACUGGUCCCUUAUGAUUUUUUUCAUUAAUCUUCAUAAUUCCUUUUUUCCAGGGACUCACACAUUUCACUUAAAUGGUUAGGUAUGUUGCUCUUGACUUAUACCUAAUAGUCCCCCAUAGUUAGUUUAUAUUACUACCUAACCUCAUGCAAUGUCUCCCCUUUAAAUUACUAAUUAGUGCACUUUUGUACUUCUCUUGAUCAGAUUUUCCAGGGGCUAAGCCACAUAAUUAAUUGAUUAUUUGAAAGAACUGGCUUUUUAAUUUAUUCAUAUUCCUUAUUAUAUUUAUUUUAUUUAUUUAAACUUUCAUUUUUAUUAAUUCCCGCUUCUUGAUAUUUUGUUUGGUGUUUCAUUUUCAUAUGUUUACUUCAUUUCUUUGUUCUUGUUCUGAUCUUUUGAAGCAAAUUCUUAACUCAGUUAUAUUAGUGUGUUCAGUCUCCUGUUUAUAUAAGUAUAAAUAAAUAGAUAUAGAUAGAUAUAGAUGAUAUAGAUAUAGAUAUAGAUAUAGAUAUAGAUAUAGUAAAGGAUUUCAGGCCACACACUUUCCUCUAAAUGCACUUAUAGCUCCUGAACUUUGGUAUGAAAGGUGAAACUUCAGAAUUGAUUUCUUACUUUGAUCCUAGCUGUUGAAGAAAGUUUCUUAGUGUCUAACUAUUAAGUAUUCAUUAUUUUUUCUUUCUUUUUUGUAAUUAUGAUUUUUCUAUGAUCAGAGAAUGUGGCCUGUUGAAUCUAAACUUGUAGGGGUGCCUGGGUGGCUUAGUCGGUUGAGUGUCUGACUUCAGCUCAGGUCAUGAUCUCAUGGCUUGUGGGUUCGAGCCCUGCGUUGGGCUCUGUGCUGCCAGUUCAGAGCCUGGAGCCUG